AUGCAAAGGUGUACACAGAGAAAGGCCCACCGCAGGUGAAGUGGCUGGCUGACUGUUACCACGCCGGGAAGUCCGCCGCUCAGCGUCGGCAGAUCCAGAAACGCUUCAUGUCGGGAGAGCUGCGUAUCGUCGUGGCAACGGUCGCGUUCGGCAUGGGGCUGGACAAGUCCGACGUGCGGGCCAUCAUCCACUACAACAUGCCAAAGAGCUUUGAGAACUACGUUCAGGAGAUCGGGAGGGCGGGGAGGGAUGGGAAGCCCUCACACUGUCAUCUCUUCCUCAACGCUGAUGGUUCGGACCUGUGUGAGUUGCGGCGCCACACCUACGGCAACUCAGUUGACAGGACGACAGUGAAGAAACUGCUGAGGAAAGUUUUCCCGCGCUGCCGGUGUCGCGAGAAGUUACGGCAGCAACGGGAACGAGAGAGAGCUGCACAGGUGCAGGAACCAGAAUUUGAAGAAGAUGGUAUAGACUACGCCAUGCUGUCUGAAGAUGCUAACACUCCAGCACAAGUCUCCACUGGUCUAGACAAUGACCAGAACACAGCCUCAGCAGUUUGCAACCAUGAAACUGCUGACAGUUCGGAGGCCCCCCUGCCUUGUAGCUGCCCUGGGCAUGUGGUGGCAGUGCCUGUGGAGGCAGCUGUGCAGGCACUGGACAUGACGGAGGAAGGCAUCGCCACCUUGCUGUGCUACCUGGAACUGCACCAGAGGAAGUGGAUCGAGGUGCUCCAACCAAUCAGAGCCUUCUGCACCAUCCAGUUCUACGGGGGACCGGGGUUGCUACGGCAACUGGCGCGGACCAACCCCAUCAUCGCCGCGGCCGUCGCCAUGGGGAGGAAGAAGGGAGUCGACCACUCGACCAGCAACAGGUUAGAGUUCAAUGUGGUGGAGCUAGCAGACAGGAUGGGGUGGGACCUGGAGCCUGUACGGAGGGACAUCCGGGCACUCAAGUGGAAGAGGACAAACACAGGAGGUUACCAGCGGACGGGCCUGCUGGCGGAGUUUACGGACGUGUCGUUCCUGCUGCGGGCGCCGGGCGACCUGACGGACGAUCAGCUGGAGGAGGUGUCGGAUUUCCUGUACGGUCGGGUGGAGUCUCAGGAGCGGACGGAGCUCAGGCAGCUCAAGGCAGUCUUCCAGGCGCUGACAGACGUGUCGCAUGACGAGUUCUGGCACUGUGCGGAAGAAGUGGACCAAGGUCGGAGCGAGCAGCUCAAGGUCACCCUGAGGGAGUACUUCGAGAAGGAGCCGACACUUAACGUUUCUUCAGACAGCUGUGGGGAGGAGGAGGAGGAACAGGUGCCGCUGAAGAACGAGGGCCAGGUGCGUGCGGACAUUUGCAGCUUCGUGUGUCUGCACCACGAUAGGAACUUCACCGGUCGAGCCAUCGCUCGCAUCUUCCACGGGAUCACCAGCCCCUGCUACCCAGCACAGGUGUGGGGGCGUGAUCGACGGUACUGGCGCAGCCACCUGGAUGUGGACUUCAACCAGCUGCGGAGGCUGGCAGUGGAGGAACUGGUCAGGAUCAGGAUGUGAGGAUGUCACUUGAAGAUGUGUCACGUCUUAAAGGAUGGGGGAGCUCACUGAAGAUCUGAUCAUCUUAAAGUGGAGGAACUGGUCAGGAUCAGGAUGUGAGGAACCUGAAGAUGUCUUUAGUGAUGUGAUAACUUACCUCGUUUUAGAUAAGAUGGGAGAUAUAGGCCGGGCCUUGUCUUUAAGAUGGGAGAACUUGCCUUAAGGAGGCUGGCAGUGGAGGAACUGGUCAGAAUCCGGAUGUGAGGAUGUCACUUGAAGAUGUGUCAUGUCUUAAAGGAUGGGAGAGCUUACUGAAGAUCUGAUUAUCUUAAA
Messenger RNA from Branchiostoma floridae (Florida lancelet), 1850 nucleotides. RefSeq names its product ATP-dependent DNA helicase Q4-like. Gene Ontology annotation, cellular component: chromosome; nucleus; cytoplasm. Gene Ontology annotation, molecular function: four-way junction helicase activity; 3'-5' DNA helicase activity. The transcript has 10 exons. The record is from RefSeq and is a predicted model, not a curated record. NCBI's taxonomy places the organism in Eukaryota, Metazoa, Chordata, Leptocardii, Amphioxiformes, Branchiostomatidae. Gene Ontology annotation, biological process: double-strand break repair via homologous recombination. The coding region runs from base 108 to 1538 and encodes 476 amino acids.